This is a messenger RNA of Monoraphidium neglectum, 1464 nucleotides long. RefSeq lists its product as hypothetical. The transcript has a single exon. Lineage: Eukaryota; Viridiplantae; Chlorophyta; Chlorophyceae; Sphaeropleales; Selenastraceae. Bases 1 to 1464 code for a protein of 487 amino acids. The record is from RefSeq and is a predicted model, not a curated record.
AUGGCAGCUGCCGCGGCCGCGGUGGCUGCUGCGGCGACGGCAAACCCCAACAUAAUACUGCAGCUGCUGGCCGGCGCUGGCGGCGCGUCCGCCCCGGGCGCGGCGCCGCUCCCCGUCGCCGCCGCCGCCGGUGGCGGCAGCGGCGGCGUUGAUAUGCUGUCGCUCCUGGCGGCGACAACAGGCGACAGCUCGGCCGCGGCCGUGCCUGAGGCAGGGGUGGCGGCUGAGGCGGCAACAGCGCCGGUGCCGGUGGCCGGCGGUUUGGAGGCCUUGCUACAGAUGGUGGGCCAGGGGCAGUUUGCAGAGGCGCUGGGCGGCGCGGCCAGCCACGACAGCAACGGCGGCGCGGGGAUGGCGGUCGACGGGGAGGAGGGGCGGACCGAUGGCGAGCCACCAGCCGCGUUUGGCGCUGAGCACGGCGCCGCGCCCGACGCGGCCCCCGGGGGGCGAGGGGCCGCGGCUCAGCGCGCGCGCGGCGGCGGCAGCGGCGGCCGAGGGCGCGGGCGUGGGAAGCGGCGCCGCGCGGACGCGGACGCCGACGGUAGCACGAGCGGCAGCGGGGAGGACGACGACGAGUGGCGCAGCGACGCGUCCGCUGACGGCGCGUACGACGCCGCCGGCCGCGGCGGCGCCUCCGGCUCGCAUGGCGGCGGCGUGGAGGCGCUCGCCGCAGAUGUGGCUGGGCCCCAUUGCGCGUCCACCUUUGAUGAGGCCGAGGCAGAGGCGCUCCUUGCCUUGGGCCAGCUCUGCCACGACGGCACUGCCGGCCCCUCGGCCGCUGAGGCGGCGGCGAGGGCCGCCCACCUGUCGCGGCGCAGCGCGCCCGUCAUCACGCGGGGGCCGCCUGGCAGCGGCGGCGGCGGCGGCGGCGGCGGCUCGAGCGUGUCGCAGCCAUAUUUGGUGCCCCGCUCGCACCCGCGGCACGUAGUGAUGCCAGGCCGGCAGGUCGUCGCCGCGCCGCUGGGCUCGGUCGUGCCGCCGCCGGCGUCGGCGCAGCGGUCGGGCAACGGGCGCCACCUCACCUACCGGGCGCCCAACGGGCAGCCAAUGCAGAUCCCCUCGAUGACCGACGCGGUGGCCGCGGCGGCGGCCGCCGCGGCCGCAGCCGCUGCCGCAGCUGAGGAUUCCGCGCCGCCCACUACUGCAGAUGAACCUGGUGUUCCCGCCGCGGCACUCGUGGCUGUGCAGGACCCAGCGGCGGCGGCAGCGGCGGCAGACGGUCAGCCAGAGGUGGUGAAGGCCGAGGAUCCGGCGGGCGAGGCCGUUUGCGAAGCAGCCCCGACAGCCGAGGAGGGCGCCGCAGCGGCGCCAGCGCCAGCAGCUCCUGUCUCCGCCGCCGCCGCCGGCGGCGUUGACGGGGCCGCCGCAGCCGCGGCGUCUCCUGUCACCUCUGCGGCAGAGGUCCUGGCGGCGACGGAAGCUGCUGCUGCAGCUUGCAUUACAGCGGGAGGUGGCGCUGUGUGA